Molecule: messenger RNA, 5802 nt
Organism: Saccoglossus kowalevskii
Lineage: Eukaryota; Metazoa; Hemichordata; Enteropneusta; Harrimaniidae
Product: kinesin-like protein KIF1A
Biological process (GO): microtubule-based movement
Molecular function (GO): microtubule motor activity; microtubule binding; ATP binding
Source: RefSeq, a predicted model, not a curated record
GCGGCCGGAUGAAGCGCUGUACAUAGCUCCCAUAACUUUGUCCUUGAUUUUGAUAUUUUUCGUGGUAUUUGUGUUACUUAUUUACAAGAUCGAAACAGCAGUCGCUAAAGUGCAAGUAGUUUGGGUGAGAAACCGGAAGGGGACUAGGAAGCGGACGAAAUCAAGUGAAAUACCAUCUGACUACAUCCAAAGAAGAAAGAAGGCGGAGAGUUACAUUCAAGAGAGUUAGGAGGGCUUCCUCAUUUCCAACAUGUCCUCGGUAAAAGUAGCCGUCCGUGUCCGUCCAUUCAAUGCAAGGGAAUAUGCUAACAAAUCAUUAUGUAUCAUCAGCAUGGAAGGAAACAGAACCACAAUCAUAAAUCCUAAAACUCAAGAAAACAAAAGCUUUAACUUUGAUUACUCACAUUGGUCACAUACUUCACCGGCAGAUCCUAAAUAUGCAUCACAGAUUCAAGUUUAUAACGAUAUUGGAGAGGAGAUGUUGGCUCAUGCAUUUGAAGGGUACAAUAUAUGCAUAUUUGCAUAUGGACAGACUGGUUCUGGUAAAUCAUACACUAUGAUGGGUAAAAAUGAAAUAGAUCAAGGAGGAAUAAUUCCACAGUUAUGUGAGGAACUAUUCAGGAAAAUGGAGGACAAUAUGAUUGAAGACAUGUCAUACUCAGUUGAAGUCAGUUACAUGGAGAUCUACUGUGAACGUGUUAGAGAUUUACUUAAUCCAAAAAAUCAAAAAAAUUUACGAGUUCGGGAACAUCCGCUGCUCGGUCCCUAUGUAGAGGAUCUCUCCAAACUAGCUGUGACGUCGUAUAAUGAUAUACAAGAUCUGAUGGAUGAAGGCAACAAAGCAAGAACGGUUGCAGCGACAAAUAUGAACGAAACCAGCAGUAGGUCACAUGCUGUUUUUACUAUUGUAUUUACACAACGAAGAUAUGACAGAGAAACUGACUUAUCCACUGAAAAAGUCAGUAAGAUUAGUUUAGUUGAUCUUGCGGGAAGUGAGCGGGCUGAUUCCACUGGUGCUAAAGGGAUGAGAUUAAAGGAAGGUGCCAACAUUAACAAGUCUCUUACAACUCUUGGUAAAGUUAUAUCUGCAUUAGCUGAAAUAAGUUCAUUGGAUAAGAUUGGGAAGGGCAGUUCUAGUAAACGGAAAAGGAAGACAGAUUUUAUUCCAUUCAGAGAUUCUGUUUUAACCUGGUUGUUAAGAGAGAAUCUUGGAGGUAACUCUAAAACUGCCAUGAUAGCAGCGUUAAGUCCUGCAGAUAUCAAUUAUGAUGAAACACUUGGCACAUUGAGGUAUGCUGAUCGAGCCAAACAGAUUGUCUGUAAAGCUAUUGUUAAUGAAGAUCCAAAUGCAAGGAUUAUCCGUGAAUUAAAAGAAGAGGUUGCCAGAUUAAAAGAAAUCUUGAUUUCAGAAGGUAUAGAAAUUAGUGAUCAGGAAGCAAAGCAAAAUAUAAUUAGUCGUACAAAAGAAGAUACAAUGGACAGAUUGAAGGAAUCUGAGAAAUUGAUGGCAGAACUGAACAAAACAUGGGAAGAAAAACUUAAGGAAACAGAAACAAUAAGACUUCAACGAGAAGAGAUGUUAGCAGAAAUGGGAAUAGCAUUGAGAGAAGAUGGUGGUACUUUGGGUGUGUUCUCCCCAAAGAAGACUCCACAUUUGGUCAAUUUGAACGAAGAUCCUCUAAUGUCGGAAUGUUUACUGUACUACAUCAAAGAAGGCAUUACAAGAGUUGGUAAAAGUACAGCUGAAGUAUUACAAGAUAUCCAAUUGAUUGGCACUCACAUACAAGACCAACAUUGUAUGUUUGAGAAUACUGAUGGUCAGGUGUCUAUAAUACCAUUUGAUAGUUGCAUGGUAUAUGUCAAUGGAAAAGUAAUAACAGAUGCUUCUCCUUUGAAAACUGGUUCGCGUGUUAUACUUGGUAAGAACCACGUAUUCAGGUACACACAUCCAGAACUAGCAAGAAUAGAAAGGUGCAAAUCACCACAGAACAGUGGAGGAGAUACGCCUGUCAAUGAACCAGUUGACUGGUUCUUUGCUCAGAAAGAAUUGCUACAGAAGCAAGGUAUCGAUAUCAAACAAGAAAUGGAGAAAAGACUUCUAGCCAUGGAGCAACAGUAUAAAAAAGAAAAAGAAGAGGCUGAUAAACUGCUGGAAGAGCAAAGACUUGAUUAUGAAAGCAAAUUACAAGCACUUCAGAAGCAAGUAGAAAUGCACAGUUUACUAUCGGGUAAUAACACACCAGAAGGUCUUAGUAGUGAUGAGGACAAUCUCGAAAGUGAUCCCCAAUGGACAGAGAAAGAAUAUAAAACUGCCGAAUGGGCUUUCAGAAAAUGGAGGUACCAUCAAUUCACAUCCUUAAGGGAUGAUCUGUGGGGGAAUGCUAUAUUCUUGAAAGAGGCUAACGCUAUCAGUGUGGAACUGAAAAAGAAGGUUGAGUUUCAGUUCGUAUUGCUAUCACACACACUUUACUCUCCGCUAACACCUGAAUUGUUACCAAACCAUGAAACCCUGGAUAUGACAGAUGGGGAAUUCCCUCGUACGGUAGUGGCUGUACAAGUACAAGAUAAAAAGAAUGGAGCAACCCAUUACUGGGCAUUGGACAAAUUUAUACAACGUUUAGAAUUAAUGCGUGAAAUGUAUGAUAACUGUGUUGAUAUGACACCUACAACUCCAGAAAGUAAUAUCACAUUUGAAAAUGCUAUCAGUGGUGGUGAUCCAUUUUAUGAUAGAUUUCCGUGGUUUAGAUUGGUUGGAAGAUCAUUUGUAUACCUGAGUAAUCUUCUGUUUCCUGUACCGUUAGUACACCGUGUGGCUAUCGUAAGUGAACAGGGAGAUGUCAAAGGAUGGCUGCGUGUUGCUGUGCAAUACGUCACUAAAGACGACGAAGCACCCGAUUAUGGAUCCGGUGUCCGUCAAUCUGGCACCGCCAGGUUAAACUUCGACGACGAUGAUUACUUUCACAAAAAGACCAAAAAGAGUCAGUCCUAUAUGAGCCAUUCUGCUAUAUCAGAGGACGAAAUCAGGAUAGUGGAGGGACAACGAGAGAACUCAGACAUAGAACUUGAAGUAGAAAAGGGAGAAGAGGAAGAAACCAUGAGUCUGAAAGAAGAGAACACUGUCCCUGUUGUUGAAGGAAUUGAAUGUGAUCAUCUCAAGAUUGGCUCUACGUGCACUUUCAGAGUUACUGUCUUACAGGCAUCAGGAAUAUCAACCGAAUAUGCCGAUAUAUUUUGUCAAUUUAAUUUUCUACACCGACAUGAUGAGGCAUUUACGACUGAACCAUUGAAGAACUCGGCAACAGGUCCUCCUUUAGGAUUUUAUCAUGUUCAGCAUAUAACAGUGACAGUCACCAAGGCAUUUAUUGACUAUGUUCAAAAUCAACCCAUCGUAUUUGAAAUAUUCGGACACUUCCAGGCUCACCCAUUGCAUUUCCAAAGCCAGCAAGAACCAACAAGGAUUCGUCCGAUGCAGAAACGUCACUUUCCAAUGACCUUACCGUUAGCAAGACCAGGUGUUGAUGAUACCAUUUUUGAUUUUGAUUUUUGUGUUCCGUCACCAAAGAUUGGUUUGGUAUCAGCGCCGAGUACCACACAUUUACACAGUAAAUUGGAUUUAUUAGUAUGGUUUGAAAUCUGUGAAUUAGCACCCAGUGGAGAAUAUGUACCUGUUGCUGUCGAUCACAGUGAUGAAAUGCCAUGUGGUGGUAUCUUCCUACUACACCAAGGCAUACAACGACGUAUGGCUAUCACUGUUAUACAUGAAUCUGCACAAGAUAUCAGUUGGAAAGAAGUGAAAGAACUUGUUGUAGGUCGUAUUCGCACUACUGUAGAGGUCAUUGAACCUGACACUGAGUUAUCAGUACUAUCACUGAAUCUACUGCCAGCAAGAUUUACACCAUUGCCAGGUGAUGAUAGAACUAUUUUCCGGUUUGAAGCGGCAUGGGACAGUUCUCUGCACAACUCCGUUCUAUUAAAUCGUGUUACUCCAUACGGUGAAACCGUGUAUUUGACAAUGUCUGCAUAUCUGGAGCUUGACAACUGUGCUCAGUCAGCGUGCAUAACAAAAGAUAUCAGUCUUCAGAUUCAUGAAAGAGAUGCCAAGAUAGCAGCACCAAGAUCAUUACGAAGUCUAUUUGGCAGUGGUAAUUACAGGCUUUCAGACAGCAACCGUGUUAGUGGUGUUUACGAACUAGCACUGAGAAGAUCAUGUGAAUCCCUGAGUCCAGGCAGGUCUCAUAGCUAUUAUGACAUUCGGGAAAUGCUGGAAUCUUCCAAUCCAGCAAGCAACUCACCAUCUAAAAGCAGCGGGACUGCAAGAAGAUUACGCAAGGUGGUUGAUACGUCAGGUACCUACGUACGUGGUGAGGAGAACUUACAGGGUUGGAGACCACGUGGUGAUUCGUUAAUUCUAGAACAUCAAUGGGAACUGGAAAAGCUGACAAGACUGGAAGAGGUUGAAAAGGCACGUCAUUUACUUCUACUGAAAGAUAAGUUACAACAAGAAAGUAAAAAUCUUCCAUGUCUAAAUGCACUUCCGAAUAAUGGAGAUGAACUUGAGACCCCGGUAACACCUGACAACCGAACAUUUGAACCCCCAACUCCUGAUGAAAAAGUUAAUGAUGGCAGUGAAAAGACUGAUGAGAAUGAAAGUAAAGAAAAAGAAUUAAUUACAAAGUGUUUGAAGUUGAUGAUGCAAGGGAAUGUCGCACCACAGGCGCCAGAAUUGAAGAUAACUGAAAUUGACAUUGAUGAUGAAAUCCUGAUACAGACUCCAGAAGAAUAUGAACCUAUUGAACCGAUGCCGAAAUUACCUACCCCGAGAAGCUCACCUUUUGGCACUCCGGAACCGAUACGGAAAAGUGCCACGCAACCAGAUUUGAGGUGUUUGUCACCAGUGAAGGAUACUGCAUCGCCGGAUGCUGAGUCUAUUGAUACCAGACGUAAAAGUGACAUCAAGAAACCAGCUAUGUUUGUGCCAGAGGUUGAAGAAGUCAGGGUCAGCCCUAUUGUUUCAAGAAAAGGUUACUUAAAUUUCUUAGAAGAAAAAGUGAGUGGUUGGAAUCGCCGAUAUGUUGUGGUGCGACGUCCGUAUGUUUUUAUUUACGGACAUGAAAAAGAUCCAGUAGAGCGUGGACUCAUCAAUUUAGCAACUGCUCAAAUCUUGUAUAGUGAGGACCAACAAGCUAUGUUGAAGACUCCUAACACAUUUUCUGUAUGUACUAAGUUCCGUGGCUUCCUCUUACAAACUGGCAGUGAUAAAGAAGUACAUGAUUGGUUGUAUGCAUUUAAUCCCCUUCUUGCUGGAUCCAUCAGAUCUAAAUUAUCAAGAAGAAGAGCCACCCAAGUCAAGAUUUAAUAUUUACAAAAACCGAAACUGACAUGACUUCCUCUAUGAAUUCGGACUGACGAUAUUGUUGUAAUAUAUAUAGCAUAGAUCAGCUCUGUGUAACUUGUAUUUAUGACAGAUCUGAAACCUUUUAAGAAAUUUUAAAACUAGUAUACAGAAGGAUUGUUUUCCCUGUACUUUAGUUAUGUAAACUAAUACUCCCUGUGAUAUUUGAUGUUUAAAUUACACUGAAUCACAUAUUUUUCUUGAAGAUACCAAUUCAUAUCAUAUUGUUAUUUUCUUGUUGUGUACUUAAGGCAAACCAAAAUAGAUAAUUUUAACAUGAAAAAUGUGCAAGAAACACUCAAGUAUUCUUCCUGAUAAAUAACAACUAAAACUUCUUACUAUCUCUCGAUGCUCAAUCGCCAAGAAUUCGCUGAAUAUGUAUAAAUUUUCAUUUCGAAUUGGAUUUUGUU